Messenger RNA from Penicillium maclennaniae, 222 nucleotides. RefSeq names its product bacteriodes thetaiotaomicron symbiotic chitinase. NCBI's taxonomy places the organism in Eukaryota, Fungi, Ascomycota, Eurotiomycetes, Eurotiales, Aspergillaceae. The transcript is spliced from 2 exons. The annotation marks the transcript as partial. The record is from RefSeq and is a predicted model, not a curated record.
AUUUGUGGAUACGGUGACUUCUGCAAAGCGGAUAUUUGUAUCAGCAACUGUAAUGCCACCGCAGCGUGUGGAAAGGACGCAUCUACCCCGGGUGCUAGCUGCCCACUCAAUGGUGAUAACUGCGGACCUCCAACGGUCCCAUCCUGCUCCUCUAAUGAUAUCCUUAAGCGAGUGAUUGGUUACUACGAAGGGUGGGCGAAUAACCGGACCUACGACUCAUAG